ACUGACUUACUACCCCUCCAUCAUAUAAUAAAGUCUUCCAAAUAACUAACAAUAAUGGGCAAGGCUUUAGAUCUCAAGUAUGCCGAGCUCAUGCGAGCGCAUCCUUUCGGCACGGCGUUGUACCUACCAAUUCCCUCGAGUCAGUUUCAGCCCGGAUUCAUCGGAUACUUUGACUCGACUGGGGCCUGGAAUCCUAUCGGAGACCUCACAUCUUCGUCAAGCUUGCCACCGGGUUUGUCAUCCAUCGACGGCACAACAUUGAAGCGAGCGCCGUCUCAGAAACAAAUGUGGGGACCAAAGCUGGGCAACGAGACAAGAGGUCGCGCCAUUGAUCUGAGUGUCGGCCUUGGGGCCAUACCUAUGCUGGCUGCAGCUGCACUGCCCUUCGAAGUUUCUGCCUGCUUCCGAUUCCAGGCAGAUAAAAAUCGUGGAGCAGUUCUUCUGACCAGUGGUCCUGUUGCCCAUGAGCGGUAUUAUCAUAAAGAGCCUCUCCUUCAGUGGAUGAAGCAAAACGCAAAAAGCAUAGUGAAAACAUAUCCCGAGGUCAGAGAAAACGGCUUGUGGAUUAUCAGUUCCACGUGGACAGCAGAGAAUGCAUCGGUCAAUUGCUGGAACUCUAAAGACAAAAGCGUUGAUGUUGGGUUCAGCACGACGGCCCUUGAGUUUGGCGAAGUGGCUCCAAAGGGAAGUUACCUGCACGGAGGGAGUGCAGAAGGAUGGAUAAGCACUCAGAGUGAUGAUAACGACAAAGGCCAUGUUGUUUUCUUCCAUGGCAUCAGGUUCACAUUGGUUCCCAUUCGCGGAUUGACAGAGAAGAAGACCUCCAGACAAUUUCGAGGAGAAAGUCCAGCCACGCCCGCAUCUCUGACAAUAUUUGAGGACGACUUGGGCAAUGGGACUUUUGAAGUACGGUAUGAAGACCAAACUGAGAAGGAGGAACAAGAUGCAGUGCACCAGGACGACGAUGAGGAAGACGCGUGGGAGUAAACAUUGCUGUGUGAUGAUUGAAUGUCAAAGGUUACUAAGUAAUUAUUUAACACCAAGCGGAAAGUGUCCUUGUACUUUGAUUUCUGAACCCAUCAUAAUUGUAAGUUUUGAAGAGGCCAGGAGUGCAGUAAUACAG
This is a messenger RNA of Fusarium oxysporum Fo47, 1123 nucleotides long. RefSeq lists its product as uncharacterized. NCBI's taxonomy places the organism in Eukaryota, Fungi, Ascomycota, Sordariomycetes, Hypocreales, Nectriaceae. The transcript has 3 exons. Bases 55 to 987 code for a protein of 310 amino acids. The record is from RefSeq and is a predicted model, not a curated record.